CGACUUGUCGUAAUGCUAAAGAGAAAUACUUUCACGCGUUAUUGCCGUAAAUAAAAUUUGCAUUGAUCCAUACCCCAAUCAAUACCCACUUUCUCCCCUCUUUUAAUCCGUCCGUGUAAUUCGAUUCUUCGUCGCUAAGAAUACAUGUAACUCUCGUUGUCUCUAUAAAAUGCCUCUUCAAUCCCUCCUAUCUUCCUCCAUCAUCACUCUCUCGCUAAUCUCCAUCAUCACUAUAUCAUCAUCUAUGGCAGAAGCCGAUUCAUCUGUUCCCAAAUCUGUAUCAGCGGCAGUCCAUAUCGUUUACACCGAGCGACCUCAACACGAAGAUCUCGAAAUUUAUCACCUUCGCACCCUCUCUUCAGUCCUCGGAAGCGAGGAUGCAGCAAAAGGGGCUUUGUUGUACACGUACAAACACGCAGCUUGUGGAUUUUCUGCAAAACUCACUCCUGAACAAGUUGAAGAUCUUUCUAAACAACCAGGUGUUCUCCAGGUGGUCGAAAGCAGGACUGUGAAGCUCCAUGAUUCACCUGAAAAAUGA
Molecule: messenger RNA, 538 nt
Organism: Lactuca saligna
Lineage: Eukaryota; Viridiplantae; Streptophyta; Magnoliopsida; Asterales; Asteraceae
Source: the annotation of a GenBank genome assembly